AUGGAAUUUGCAAUUGUAAACAAAAGUGAUGAGAUUCCUCUGAAGGAUUUUUUGAAAAAGAAGAACAAAGAAAUUUCCAAACAAGAAGAAGAAAAUCCGGAAGAGAAAAUGUACAGUAUUGAAGAGCAAAGGAAGCUCAUACUUGACCAGCAACAAAUGCUAGUAAAAGAAGAUGAUGCACAGAAGGUUGAUGAACAGCCUGAAAUUGAGAGUAAAGAAGAAACAGUGAAAAAAGGAACAUCAAAGAAAACUGUUCCAAAUAGAAAGAGAACAAGAUUACAAAUAUAUAAGGAAGAAUUCCCUGAGACGAUAAAAGAAGUCAAGGAGGAAUUUGAGGCUCUACACAAGAAAGACACUGCCCUGGUUGUUAAGAAGGGGAAAGAAAUUUCUAAGAAACAGACAGUCGUGUCUAAGAAGGGAAAACAUAUUGUUGUUCAUUCUGAUUAUGAAGAGGAUGAAGAAGAACUGGAAGAAGAGUCAAUAUCUUCCCCUGCCCCUUUGAUGAAGAAGGUCAAAUAA
Molecule: messenger RNA, 519 nt
Organism: Spinacia oleracea (spinach)
Lineage: Eukaryota; Viridiplantae; Streptophyta; Magnoliopsida; Caryophyllales; Amaranthaceae
Exons: 6
Coding region: 1-519 (172 amino acids)
Source: RefSeq, a predicted model, not a curated record